UCUGCGCUGUCCUGUCCUUUACGCCAUUGUUGACCGAUGUCGAAAGUUUCCGGAUAAGUACGUUAUAGCUGUGAUCAUGUAAGCAGUGAGCAAGAUGAACACGGCGCUGAAACACUGGAGAGAGGCGGCGACGGUGAUCCUGGCGGCCGGGCUGAGACGCACUCCGACUGCGGACUCUCUUAAAGCAGGUCUAGGAAAAGUCACUGAUAUUGCACACAAAUCUGCCUUCGACUAUCAAGUGCUGCUGCUGAAACGGAGCGGUCGCAGCGGGUAUAUGCCCAAUGCCUACGUGUUUCCCGGGGGGCUGGUGGAAUCGUCUGACUUCUCCAGCGAGUGGCAGGAGAUCUUUAAAGCCUUUACCGAAGCGCCCAACUACGGCAUCGGAGUUGUGAAGCAGCCGCCGGCGAGCAGGCCACCCAUUUUCGCCACUGACAGAUCUCAGCUGGGAUCUCCGAUACCGGGAGAUGUGGCUUUCAGGAUCUGUGCGGUGAAGAGACGUUUGAGGAGUCAGGUGUGCUCCUGGCGGGUUCCCAAACACGAGGAAAGCGGGAUUCGCGUGCACACGGAUGAUAACAGUGACAGCCAGCCAACACUGACCAGAUUGACCGGACUGUGGAGUAAAGACGUGCUGUCUAAGUGGAGAUCUCAGGUUAUUGAUAACCCGGCGAAUUUUAUCAAGAUGUGUCGGGAGUUGCAGUGUCUGCCCCCAACAUCUGGGCUUUGCAUGAAUGGGGGAACUGGUUGACACCCAUAGGCGUUUACGGCAAACAGAGGUGGUACGACACUGCACUUU
Messenger RNA from Pimephales promelas (fathead minnow), 793 nucleotides. The record is from RefSeq and is a predicted model, not a curated record. Lineage: Eukaryota; Metazoa; Chordata; Actinopteri; Cypriniformes; Leuciscidae.